Linum tenue is the source of this 1095-nucleotide messenger RNA. Lineage: Eukaryota; Viridiplantae; Streptophyta; Magnoliopsida; Malpighiales; Linaceae. The record is from the annotation of a GenBank genome assembly.
AUGGCUUCCACAACCUACGACCGGCUCGCCGAGCUGACAGCAUUCGACGAAACAAAAGCCGGCGUCAAAGGCCUGGCGGACGCCGGCAUCACCGAGCUCCCCCGCAUCUUCCACGCGCCGCCACACUUCCUCGACACCACCACCAAAACGGCGUCGUUCUCACCCUCCGACCCCGACUUCAUUUUCCCCGUCAUCGACCUGAAAGGCGCUGCGGCGGACCAUCGGAAGGUGAUCGUGGAGAAGGUCAGGGAGGCGGCGGAGAAGUGGGGGUUCUUCGAGGUGGUGAACCACGCGAUCCCCGAGCGCGUGAUGGAGGAGAUGAAAGCCGGCGUCCGAAGGUUUCACGAGCAGGAUUUGGAGGCGAAGAAGGAGUUCUUCGGCCGCGAUCCGAGUAAGAGGGUCGUCUACAACAGCAACUUCGACUUGUACAGCGCGCCGGUUACCAACUGGAGGGACGCCGUCUUGUUUCACACCGCUCCUGACGUUCCUAAGCCUGAAGAACUGCCGGCGUGCUGCAGUGAAAUCGUGAUAGAGUACACUCAGGAAUUGCUCAAACUGACCGAUCUGCUCUUUGAACUUCUAUCGGAAGCUCUCGGUCUACCCUCCAAUUACUUGAAAGAGAUGGAUUGUGCAAAGGGACUCUACAUGGCGUGCAAUUACCAUCCACCUUGUCCUCAACCAGAGCUCACCGUGGGAGCAAGCAAGCACACCGACUUCGACUUCAUCACAGUUCUGCUGCAGGAUCACAUCGGAGGCCUUCAGGUUCUUCAUCAGGAUCACUGGGUCGACGUGCCUCCGUUGCCAGGGAGUCUCGUUGUCAAUGUUGGAGACUUGCUUCAGCUGAUAUCAAACGACAAGUUUAUAAGCGUGGAGCAUAGAGUCCAGGCGAAAACGAUUGGACCAAGAGUGUCCGUAGCGUCGUUCUUCAGCACUGGAUUCUCGCCAAACGCGAGAAUGUAUGGACCUAUAAAAGAGUUAUUAUCGGCAGAGAAUCCUCCGAAAUACAAGGAAACCUCGAUUCCAGAUUUCACAGUCAAAUCCUACCAAAAGGGCUUGGAUGGGACGACCUCUUCGCUGGUGCAGUUUAUGAUCUGA